AUGAUGACCAACAAACCUUGUAAUGCGAACGACGAAGACCUUGUAGACGGGAUGGUUGGAGUUGGAAAGCCACUCACUCACCCUACAUCGAUGUCGUACUGUCUUCAGCGGAUUAGAUUGGGUGAAUUUUGCCGCGAAAUCACAGAUUGUGCUCCAUUUGGAAUAUCUGAUCCAGGAAGCCCGGACUAUGAGCACACGAAACAGAUGGACGCCAAGAUCUGUGAAUUCUCUGAGAGUCUACCCUCGUUCUUUUCGUUGGAAUAUAGGUCGGACGAGCUGCCAGAAUCUGACCCUUCGAAGUCUCCCGGAAUAAUUAUCCAGCGAUAUAUCCUCAAUUUUCUGCUUCAUUCCCAAAGGUGCAGGCUUCACCUGCCUUACUUGUCGCGAGCGUCAAAUGAUGCUGCGUAUGAUUACUCACGAAAAGCGUGCCUGGAAGGAGCUCGAAUGGUGAUCCGAACCGAACGCCAACUGUCGCUAGAGAAGAUCCCCUUCUUGUCAGCGCGACUGAGAUUCUCAGGUUUAUUACAUUGCGUCUGUGUGGCGAUCAUUGUUCUCCUCAUAGACUAUUGUGGGAGUGGGCCUCCGCGGGAAAAGGACCUAACGGAGAUUGUGCAAGCAUUUUCAAUCCUAGAAACGGCUAAAGAGGAAUCCCCUUUAGCAGGAAGGUUGCUUGAAACCUUAAAGACGGCUCUUCGCCGACACAGUGCUUCGGGCUCAGCUAUUGAAGAAACUAUAACAACGCAAUCCACCUCUCAAGACCCCAAGGCUUCGGGUCUUGCCCGCAGCUCUACGACACCUACACGCAUGUUAUAUCCGGCAGACGGGAACAUCGAUGACUUCAUGAUGGAUCCCACAUUGCCUACUUUCGAUGACCUCUGGCAGGUAUUCGGUGACAAUGUGGACUCGGGAACAGUGGACUGGGAGAGCCUUUUUGCUGAAUCGGAUACUGCGUUCUUGUCUAUGUAG
Molecule: messenger RNA, 966 nt
Organism: Penicillium griseofulvum
Lineage: Eukaryota; Fungi; Ascomycota; Eurotiomycetes; Eurotiales; Aspergillaceae
Product: fungal specific transcription factor domain-containing protein
Exons: 1
Coding region: 1-966 (321 amino acids)
Source: RefSeq, a predicted model, not a curated record